Messenger RNA from Hypanus sabinus (Atlantic stingray), 1847 nucleotides. Its product is annotated as glucose-dependent insulinotropic receptor-like. The transcript has a single exon. Gene Ontology annotation, molecular function: phosphatidylcholine binding; G protein-coupled receptor activity. NCBI's taxonomy places the organism in Eukaryota, Metazoa, Chordata, Chondrichthyes, Myliobatiformes, Dasyatidae. Gene Ontology annotation, cellular component: membrane. The record is from RefSeq and is a predicted model, not a curated record. The coding region runs from base 652 to 1707 and encodes 351 amino acids. Gene Ontology annotation, biological process: G protein-coupled receptor signaling pathway.
UUCACCCAGAUUUCAUAAUACAUAAUUAUAACACUUUACUCCUGUUACAAGUGAUAAUGUUUAACAAUAAAAAUAACCUUAAAGAGAACAAUGUUUUACUGAAAGCUGAAUCUCAGAUUAUUCUUACACAUCCGGAAAGAGAGCUAAAUGCAUCUUAUUGUGAAGCUGUGCCCAAUGAGUUCAUAGCAAGUACCAUUUUACCAGCAGCAGCUGGUAAUAAAUGAGUUAAAGCACAAGUCCAAUGUUCAUAAUCUGGAAAAUUGGGCAAUAAACUGCUAACGAUAAAUAAAAUCCCCUGAUUGUUCUGCACAAUAUAUACCCUGUGCCAUCAUGAAACAAGUCUUAUCAACGGGUCCUGUUCCGUUGAUUAGCAACAUAGGAGAGAUGGGUGUUGGCUAAGUGUUAUUCUUCAUGAUGAUGCUGUUAUUGCUGUUGGUCAAUCAGGGAACAUGAGCUCACCAAUAAAUUUAAAAGUGACCUCAUAAUGCACACUUUACUGAUUGUCCUGCUAUGCGUGCAACAGGCUCUCUCAAACUUCGAUUCGUCGGUUACUUUUGCUGUUUUGUGGUUCCAUCUGCUUCAAAAAUUCAAGAUGUGGUAGCAAGUGGUCCAAUUUCUGCUGAUUCUAUGUUCUGCUGUUUGUUUUGAACAAUGGAUGUUAAUCAGUUUGGCGGCAUUGUGACGGUGCUAUCGCUGCUUAUCAUCACUUCCAAUGGCCUGGUGAUAGUGGUGCUGGCCCUGAUGAUCUCAAAGAACAGAUCUGCCAGCUUGUAUUUCAUCUUAAACCUGGCAAUUGCAGACAUGCUUGUGGGAUUCACCCUCUUUGGAACUGCAGUGAUAGUGCUCAGCAGACAGAGCUUUGCCACCAGCAGGACUUUGUGUAUAUUGCGGAUUUCGCUUUUAAUGUCCCCAUCUUCUGCCUCAAUCUUAACAAUGGUCUCUGUGGCUUUUGACCGUUUCCUAGCCAUAAAAGUACCUUUACGGUACUGCCAACUGAUGACGUAUAAAAUGGUGGCUGGGAUCAUUGUAGGACUCUGGAGCAUGGCACUUCUAAUUGGAUUCCUUCCAGGAAUCAUUAAACAGCUGAAACCUAAUCAAAAUAAUAAUAAUUGCACCCUGUUCUCUGUUGUCCAUCCCAACUACAUUAUAGCUGUGUUUUGUGCUUGCUUUGUUCCUGCUUCAUUAGUCUUCAUCUACUUCUACAGUGUAAUCCUCAGGAUAGCAUAUUCUCACACUCGGCAAAUUCUAGAGAGUGAACGAGUAGGCUCUGUCUCCAGCCCAGCUAAUCCGCCACGCUGCCACAUCCGAGACGUCAAGGCAGUGAGUACCAUUGCGAUUCUUGUUGGCUGUUUCAUGGUUGCAUGGGCUCCAUUCUUCAUUGCAAGUAUCGUGCAAGCAUGCUGCAUCACCUGUGAAUUGCAUAUUCUCAUUGAAGACUACCUCUGUCUUCUUGCCCUUUCCAAUUCCCUGAUGAAUCCGUUGAUUUAUUCCUACUGGCAAAAGGAUGUGAGAACGCAAGUUUGUCAGAUGUGCUGCUGUGCCAAGUUCAGAAUCGCACAAGUUCUUAGCUUCUGUUGUUGGUGGAAAGCAGGCGACAUGCAGAAUCCUGGUACAGAGAGAGGGGGCGACGAUCAAAUACGUGGGCCCUGUACUGCAAUCAGAUUGGCUACUUAUCCGACAACAACAAGCACAUCUAAAGGUAUGUGAAUGCACUCGAGUGGAAAGGGAGCAAUUUUUUUUAUUGGAAGCAGUCAAGUUGUUGUAGAUUGCCUUGAGGAGAAAUGUAGGUUUCAAGGUAGCAAGGAAAACAAGUACUUUUUAAAGUUAAUUUUAAGCCCAAUCCUUUG